Molecule: messenger RNA, 786 nt
Organism: Ipomoea nil (Japanese morning glory)
Lineage: Eukaryota; Viridiplantae; Streptophyta; Magnoliopsida; Solanales; Convolvulaceae
Exons: 1
Coding region: 1-786 (261 amino acids)
Source: RefSeq, a predicted model, not a curated record
AUGGCUGAUGUUCUCUCACGUGCGGGUAUGACCGACUGUAAACCCUUGGCUACUCCGGCUGCAGUCACUCAACCGGCUACACCAACACUUGACCCGUUCGACAAUCCGACUCAAUACCGCCGUAUAGUAGGGGCUCUGCAGUACCUGACCAUUACUCGGCCAGAUCUUUCCUUUUCAGUUAACAGGCUUUGUCAAUUCAUGCAUUCCCCCACACAGGAUCAUUGGGUUCUUCUCAAACGUGUCCUCCGGUAUGUAAAAGGCACUCUCGACUACGGGCUACGUCUAUCUCCAUCAUCCUCUUCCGCUAUACAUGCGUUUUCAAACUCAGAUUGGGCCAGCUGUACUAUAGACCGAAAAUCCACCAAUGGUUAUGCGGUCUUCCUUGGGACUAACUUCAUCUCCUGGCUAUCUCGGAAGCAGCGCACGGUUGCACGCUCCUCAACAGAGGCCGAGUACAAAAGUCUUGCCGACGUAGCUGCUGAAGUUACCUGGGUCGUAUCCUUACUCCGGGAGUUGGGUCUACAUACUGGAGAUCCCGCUACAUUAUGGUGUGAUAAUCUAGGGGAAACAUACUUAGCCGCUAAUUCUGUGUUCCACGCCAGAACGAAGCAUGUCGAGAUUGAUUUUCACUUUGUCCGCGAUAAAGUUUCUUCGGGGGAGUUCGUCGUCAACUUCAUUUCAACCAAGGACCAGCUUGCUGACAUCUUCACCAAACCCCUUCCAGCUCCGCGUUUUCAUACUCUGAGGGACAAGCUCAAUGUGGUUAGCAUCCACCCUUGUGCUUGA